Messenger RNA from Didymella exigua CBS 183.55, 1394 nucleotides. RefSeq lists its product as uncharacterized. The record is from RefSeq and is a predicted model, not a curated record. Bases 233 to 1204 code for a protein of 323 amino acids. The transcript has 4 exons. Gene Ontology annotation, cellular component: membrane. Lineage: Eukaryota; Fungi; Ascomycota; Dothideomycetes; Pleosporales; Didymellaceae.
CAAACACUCCGGAAGCCUUCUGCCUCGUCCCUGCGCUCGCUGAGAGCUCUGCUAUCCUUUUCGUACUCUGGAUUCCAGGAAUAAUCCCUUAAUCUUCCUGCUACGCCGAUUGCGACGACGCCGACCAAAACCGUGAGUUUCCGCAGGCUGAGCCGCGUAAACACAGCACUUUUUCGCCCAGAGUCCAUAACAACGCACCUCGAGCGCCUUCGAGAGGGCUACAGACGCAAACAUGCCGGUCGGGCGGAUACCGCAAAGCUAUAUACAAAAGUGCAAGAUUGGGUUGCACUUCCUGCAGGCCUUGUUCAUCUUCGUCGCAGCAUGUCUUACGAUCGCUGUAAUGACACGAGGUGACAUUGGCGGCGCGACCAAGUACUACUUUGCUAUGUGCUUCCUGUCCAUACCCGCGAUCAUCUACCUCGUCAUGGUGCCCAUGUGGAGUCGAACGAAGAAAUUCGCGAACGCAUAUGCGUUCCUGACAGUCGACUUGCUGUACACAAUCCUUUGGUUCGCAGCGUUCAUUGCAGUCGCAAUGUGGAACUCAGCAGGCAUAAAACAAGGCGCUGAAGAAAAAGACAUCAGCGAGGACGAGCGCAACUGCACCACGUUCAAGUAUGGCACCGAGGCAAUGUGCAACAUCAGCAAAGGCGCAGUCGGCAUCGGUGUCAUGAUCUUCAUUUUCUUCGCCCUCUCCUCCGCAAUCUCCGGCUACUACAUGCACAAGUUCCUCCGCGAAGGCGUCCUGCCCUACGACUCUAAGGAACAGAACCCCUACUACGCGAGCGGCGACAACAGCAAAGACAACGCCUGGUCCACCGAGAUCGAAACCCACGACUCGGACGAGGACGACAGACGCACCGAGCGCGGCGGUAACCAGGAGGAAGACGAGUACGCGCUGCUGCACUCGACCGAGACAGACGCGGGCCGCCACCCCGGCCGCCCGCUGAGCUGGGGCGAGGACAGGAACGGCGAGCCGUACGAUAGACCGACGGGCUACGCGGACUAUAGGGAGAGCACGAAUGCAUAUGGCACCGAUGCGCUGUCGCCUGGCGGGUACACGCUUGGCGGCGGGUACGAGGAGUUUAGGAAAGAGCCGACUCCCAACUUGGGCGCCAGUAUUGCCUCGAAUGCUGAGAGGGCACCCAGUAGGACCAGCCAGUUCGGCGGGAGUGGGUAUGGCUUCAGCGGACCGAACAAUGUGUAGGGAGCUCUUCUGGCUGAUCCGAAUUCACGUGAGGAGCUUGCGUUUGAGCGUUCUGUAGGCAUGGCAUUCUGCUCUUGGUUUGGGCGGGCAAGCACGUGCUAGGACGACUCGUCUUGUGCCUGAGCGAUAUUAGCAUUGGACAACGAUUCAUUCAAUUCUCGAAGAACAAAAUUUCGACACGCGCUCAUUC